CUGGAGAUAGAUGUUGCAGUUUGAAGUAACAAACAUAAAAAGUUAUGAUUUUUCGCAAUUAAAUUUCGUUAUGUGUAAAUGGACAUAAUCUCUGAAAAAUCGUAAUUAAAACGAUCAAAAGCCUUGAAGAUAAACUCACAGUGUGAAAAUGUCUAGAUCCAAAUCAAGACAGCUACAGGUUAGUAGAAGUGAACAAAACGUUGAAUAUCGCAACUUUCGAGUAGUUUUCUUCUAUUGUACUUUGAUAAUUGUUUUGCCGGUGGUUACAUUUUUUGGGUCCAAGUAUUUUUUGUUUGAUGGUUUUCUUCAGUUAGCACCGGUCAGUAGCAAUAUUUAUUCGGCAGUCUCUGCAGUGAUCGCACUACACAUCGCCCUUGGUUUAUACAUAUACCGAGCUUAUUUCGAUAGUGAAUCGUCAAGUUCAACACCUGGUGGCUAUCAGAGAUUAUCUCAAAAACAAGAUUAA
Malaya genurostris is the source of this 466-nucleotide messenger RNA. Its product is annotated as vacuolar ATPase assembly integral membrane protein VMA21 homolog. Gene Ontology annotation, cellular component: endoplasmic reticulum membrane. Lineage: Eukaryota; Metazoa; Arthropoda; Insecta; Diptera; Culicidae. The coding region runs from base 149 to 466 and encodes 105 amino acids. The transcript has 2 exons. Gene Ontology annotation, biological process: vacuolar proton-transporting V-type ATPase complex assembly. The record is from RefSeq and is a predicted model, not a curated record.